GUUGGACAACGCUUUGACAACUGAAUGAAGAAGCGGAGAACUAGUUUGACCAAGCAAACGCAGGAAGAGUUAAAGUGAAAGAGAGGGGGAGUAACAAAAAGAGAGAGAGAGAGAGAGAGAGAGAGAAAACAUUCAGGCGUAACACACAGCAGCUCCGGGUGCCAAGUCCACUCACCGCACUUUCGACUGAUAGUGGACGGCAUUUGACAAGAUAAAGUUGGUCUUCGACGGAGAAGCGACUUGUUGUUGGCUGCUGUGGCGACAGCUCCGCUGUGUCCCAGUGGAGGCAGGCUGUGGCGGGACAGACAGACCCACACAUCUGUAACGACUCACGCUCCGACUAGCACGGCGACACACGACCAGGACGGCGCGUGCCACUAUGCCCGUGCGGCAGAAAGAUGCUCAGCGAGCGCUGGAGCUGCUCCAGCAGUAUCGACUCAAACUGGACCAGAGGCAGAAGGAGCAGUCCCGGAGCAAGCAGGGCCCCGUGGAGGAGGACCAGCAGCUGCAGCAGUCUCUUGACAGAGUUAUUAAUGUGUUCCAGAGUCAGCUCUUUAAGGCUCUUCUUGAUAUCCAGGAGUACUAUGAGCUGACCAUCCUGGCUGACAGCAAACAUUCUGUCAAUCAGAUAGAAGUUCCUGGCAAAGUUGCUGCACCUUGCAACUUUCCAGCGGAUCUUUCCGUCCAGCCACAGCCGCUUUCUGCUCCCGUCAGUCCUCAAGCUCCUGGUACUGCAGGCCAAGCAAAACCAAUCACUCCUAAACCACGGUCACUCAAAUACCCCGCGCCGCCUGUCCCAUCUACAUCACCUACAGUAAAAGCAUCUUCACCCACAUCGCAGUGCAGUACACCUCAGUCAAAGUCAGUCAAGUACCGUGCUCCACCUCCCCCGAUCCAACUAGGAGCUUCCAAACCACCACAGACCUCAAAUUCCUCCUCAUCAUCAGUUGUUACAGCUUUCAUUGACACUGUGAACAACACAGAACCAAACCCAAAGAAAACAUCUCAUGGGAUGUCACUAAAUGGAACCAAGUCUCAUGUUAUUUCAACCAGCUCUGGGUUUUCUUCAGAAAGCAACGCAAAAUUACAAAGCCUUCCUGCCACUCCGGACCGCAACCUUGAGACUGUGUCCGCCCUGGUGUCAGGCACCAUCCAAAGCCUUUUGCCUCCAGCCACUCCAGACAAAUCUGUUCCAAACAGUCCUCUAAGUGCUCAAAAAGGGCCCAAAACAGUCAAGGGAGCCAUUGAUGCAUCUUCAGGUCUCUCACCCAACAAGGAUGCAGAACUAAGCAGAGCUUCCCUCAGCAAGAGUCCAGCGAGCCCCACAGAUGAAAAAUUCCCCUUUAGCUGCCGAAGCCCCACAAGUCCCACGACAAAGUUUGACAAUGGAGCUCCUCUGAGUCCAACCAGCCCAGGACAGGUGAAAGCUGCGUCUCCUUCUCCAAGUUACGACCCAGCUCGCUCCCGCUCUAAAAGCCCACUGACCCCCAUCAAAAAGUAUCGGUAUCAAGAAGAAGAGGGAGCAUCGCCGGGCGCUCCAAGACUCCUCCAGCACCCAUGUCCUCAUCAUUCAAUGGGCUUAGCCAGAGAGCUGAGGGAUGGAGGGACCCUGGAACGAGAUGGUGGGACCCUGGAACGAGAUGGUGGGACCCUGGGGAGGGAUGGAGGGACCCAGGGGAGGGACGGUGGAACAUUGGGGAGAAAUGGAGGGACUCUAGGAAGAGAAGGAGGUUCUCUGGGAAGGGAAGGAGGAAUCUGGAGGAGAGAUGGAAGUUGCAUCGGGACAAUGGAGCGGGAAAGACAACGGUCACUGGCGAGGCAUGGAUCACUUGGUCGCCACAGCGACCUGCGUGGAGCAGAGCUGGUUCAGGUCGCAGAAAGGCAGCUGUCACAGAUUCAACAUGUACACGGAUAUGUCACUCACACACACAUCGCACCUGCUCAGGCAGAAUCUCCCGAGAUUCCCUUUGAUGAAGAGGCGUGGCCUCAUCCAGAGGGAGAGAGGCUGAAUGAAGUCCCAGCCCCGCCUUUCUCUUCCCUCUAUUCACGAAGCCACGCCUACUACCAGGCCAACCCCCCUCCAGUGGUGGUCAAUGCCGACAACAUCGACACCCCUCCAUAUGUAAAUGGAACCGAAGCCGACUAUGAGUAUGAAGAAAUUACUCUGGAGAGGGGUAACUCAGGAUUGGGAUUUAGCAUCGCUGGUGGGACUGAUAACCCCCACAUUGGAGAAGACCCUUCGAUCUUCAUCACUAAAAUUAUUCCAGGAGGAGCUGCAGCUCAGAAUGGAAGACUCAGGGUGAAUGACUGCAUCGUUCGCGUGAAUGACACAGAUGUCAGAGAAGUGACUCACAGUGGGGCUGUGGAAGCGCUGAAGGAUGCGGGAGGUCUGGUGCGACUAUGUGUCCGACGCAGGAGGAGUCUUGCAGAGAGAAUCAUGGACAUCAAACUGGUCAAAGGGCCAAAAGGUCUAGGAUUCAGUAUAGCAGGUGGCGUUGGAAACCAACACGUUCCAGGGGACAACAGCAUCUAUGUGACCAAAAUUAUUGAGGGAGGGGCUGCACACAAAGAUGGACGGCUACAAAUAGGGGACAAACUUGUUUCUGUAAAUAGUGCAUGUUUGGAGGAGGUCACUCAUGAGGAUGCAGUCGCUGCACUGAAGUCAACUCCAGAUGUCGUGUAUCUCCGUGUGGCGAAGCCCAGCUCAGUUUUCAUCAAUGACCACUUCCCUCCUCCUGACGUCACAAACUCGUAUUCCCCCCAUCAAGACAACCAUAUAAGCCCAUACAUGAGCGGCAGCCAGUCUGUAAGCCCUGCUGCUCUGACCACACCUCGAUACUCACCUCUUCCCAGGAGCUUGACCACAGAUGAGGAUUUCACGAGGGAACCCAGGCGGGUGGUUCUUCAGCGUGGUUCCACUGGACUCGGGUUUAACAUUGUUGGAGGGGAGGAUGGAGAAGGGAUCUUUAUCUCCUUCAUACUCGCAGGAGGCCCUGCUGAUCUCUGCGGAGAGCUCCGAAAGGGAGACCGUAUCUUGUCGGUAAAUGGAGUCGACUUGUCAACGGCAACACACGAGCAGGCUGCUGCAGCUCUGAAGAAUGCAGGCCAGACUGUUACCAUAGCAGCACAAUACAGACCCGAGGAGUACAGCCGCUUCGAGGCAAAGAUUCAUGACCUGAGGGAACAGAUGAUGACUAGCAGUGUCAGCUCCAGCUCCACGUCGCUUCGAUCCACACAAAAACGCACGCUUUACGUCAGGGCGUUGUUCGACUACGAUGGAAGUGCGUCAGAUCUAAACACACCCAGUCAGGUCCUGCCGUUCCAUUUCGGAGACAUCCUCCACGUGAGCAGUGUCGGCGAGGAUGAGUGGUGGCCUGCUCGUCAUGUCAGUCCCCCACCCCCAAACUGCCCCGAUGUUGGGGUCAUCCCCAGCCGCAGGAGAGCAGAGAGGAAAGAGAGGUCGAGGUUAAAGACGAUCAGAGUGUCCAGGUCUCAGGACAGAUCGGAUCCAGAUGAUAGAGAGCUGGUAACCUCUGGCACCAGCGAUAGUGAAAGUAGUUCCUCUGGUCAGGAGGAGAUCCUGCUCACAUACCAGCCUGUCAUGCAGCAAGAAGUUAACUACACGCGGCCUGUCAUUGUGCUCGGACCGAUGAAGGAUCGAAUCAACGAUGACCUUAUCUCUGAGUUCCCCAGCAAGUUUGGCUCCUGUGUCCCACACACAACGCGACCACGGCGAGACUACGAGGUGGAUGGCAGAGAUUAUCACUUCAUGUCCUCCAGAGAGCUCAUGGAGCGAGAGAUUCAGGAACACAAGUUCAUAGAAGCGGGACAGUACAACAACCACCUGUAUGGAACCAGCAUUCAGUCUGUCAAAGAGGUCGCCGACAAGGGUAAACACUGCAUUCUGGACGUAUCAGGGAACGCGAUUAAACGUCUCCAGAUGGCAGGAAUCUAUCCCAUCGCUAUCCUCAUAAAACCCUGCAGUGUUGAAAAUAUCUUAGAGAUGAACAAGCGUUUGUCUGAGGAGCAGGCGAGGAAAGCCUUCGACAGAGCGCUCAAGCUGGAGCAGGAGUUCCCAGAGUAUUUCACUGCUGUGGUCCAGGGCGCGUCUUUAGAGGACAUUCACGCACAGGUGAAGCAGAUCAUCGAGGAGCAGUCUGGUCCUUACAUCUGGGUUCCCACCAAGGAGCGACUCUGAAUAAUCGCUCUCACACGCACACACACACACACUCGCACUGUCAAUACUUCCCACUCGUCUGAUUUUCUAUUAUCAGCCUGCUUCCCCUCUAACAUGGUGACACACAUGCAUAUUCACACAAGCACACUAGGUGGGCGAAGCUGGGACUAUCCGGGACUCACGUCUGUCCAGCAGCCUGUUGGUGGAUCUUCCUUCAGCUCAGUUCCUUAUUGUUCAAGGAAGUGGUUCCAAUCAAGGCGACAUGUACCAUUAUCUGAUUUAUUUCAUUACUGUUCUUAUUGUUGUUGUUGUUGUUGUUUUCAUAUUAACAAAGGGUAAUGCAUUCAUGUAUGGGUUUGUAAUGAUAAUAUUGUCACCAAGAGGCAGACUUUUGCACGCUGUAGCUUUAAGAGCAUGUUUUGGGGACAAAUCUUGAUCGUUUUCCUGUUCUGUCUGUCUGCUUGUCUUUUCUCAUUGUAUCUCUUCUGUUUAGAGUUUCAUGUUUAUUUCUGUCUUUCCUUUUCAUAUUUCAUCCCGUUCUUUUUUUUCAACAUUGACAGCCUUUAGACUCGAGGUGAAUUUUUAAAAAAUUCUAUCCUUAAGGUUCCCACAACAAUUUGGCCUUGAUGGUCAAAGAAAAGAUUCUGUUUAGAGAAAAUGUUCCCCAUGAAUUUAGCCUUUUUGGGGGAAAUUGUAUUGAGACUUAAUGCCAUUAGAUUUGAAACAAUUAUAAAUUAUAGUCAAUUUGUUUUUUAAAGUAAAAACUCAACUCAUAAUGCUGGAGCAAAACACUGAGAGCUUUGGUCCUGUAUUUUUCACAUUUACCAAAAUUAUGCUGAAAAAAGUAAAUACUGUAUACACUUUGUGAUAGAUAUUUCAGACAUCACUGUAAAUCAGAUAAGUUGAUGGUUUGAUGCAGUGUCUACAGGCAGGAACCCAACAUUACCUUUAAAAUGCCUUUUCUUGUGAGAUUUUGGUGACAGACGUGCUGCAUACUUCAUACAUGACACCACUAGGUUGUGUGUUUGUGAAAAAACCCUGUAAAAAUGUAAAAAUGCGGAGCUGAACCAAAUUAUACAUCAAAUUUCUUUGACAAAAGCAUAAACAAUCUUGGGAAUAAACUGGGGUUGAUUUGGCCAUUUGCAUCCCAUCUAGAAAUUUACAAUAGCUUAGUUUUAUGGAAAGGAGACAUGUGGGCCCUUGUUUGUGCAGAAAUAUUGACUUGUUUUUCAUGUUGAAUUGAAAUAUUAAGAAAAGGUUGGGUUUAGCAGGUUCAAACUCCUGUGUUUUUAAAAAUGUGGAAACUUCUUCAGAAUUCAUCAUUCUGUCCUAAAUGAUCACAGCAUAAACACAAUAUGGCCAAAUGAGUAAACUGAAUGACCAGCUGAGUGAUGCAUUUACAUCGUGAGAAAAACUGAGCCUCACAAGCAGACGUCUCCGGCUCUAUUUAGAAGAUAUGGCGUUGACAAACCUGUCAGUGUUGCUCAUUCUAACCUGUGAAAGUUUAAUAACAUUUUGACAUCAUUUCCUAUCAAUUCUAGCAUCUUCAAAUGUUUUCUGUUGCUUUUAAAGUGACUAAAAUGGUUGCACCAACUGACAGUGUGUUAAAAACCAACAAUUCAUGCAUUAAAACCUGAUUUUUUUUUUUCUUCUUCUGCCAAUAGCUCUAAAAAGGGUUCACUCUCGUUUUUUGGUCUAGUUUUUUUUUUUUUUUUUUCUGUAGCAAAACCAUGAAUCCUUAAAUGUCACAUCAAUGGUUUGAUUUAAGUUAGUCUGGGAUCCAGAUGCCGCAUUCAAAAGUAGAUGUUAAAAGAAUGUGUGUGAGGUAAUGGUUGUAGAGACAGGUCCUGGAUUGUAACAGCCAUGCCAGAAACCUCCCCACAACCUUCCCACAUUAUGAACUUGUCCGAAAACAUGGGUUAAAAUGGCCAUAAUUCCUUUAUUUAUCAGAAAAGAUCAGUCACCCGUUCUAGGAUAAAAACUCAUUUGCAUGGGAGUAUGUUGAAAAGAGCAAAGUGCAAUCAAAACACACCAGUGCUCCCAAGCUUUGGGGUUUUUUGCUCCUAAAAAAGUUCUGAAAUUUGACAUUACCUUUAAUGUACAACAAUGAUGUGAAGUGAAGGUGGAAUAGUACAUUCAGACUAGUGAUGAAGAUGCAAGAACAAAACUGGGUUAGAUCAACACUGUAUAUGUGUGUGAAAAUUUAAUAAUAUUUUCAUCUAGAAUUUUACAAAAUCCUGUGGAAAAUGUAGGUCCAGAUGCUCUCUGUAUGAAUUUUGACUUUGUUCCGUUCUCUUGUUUGUUUUUAUUCCUUCACUUGUCCUCCAUUCGUCCACAGUGGGACAUCAGUUGAGCUUAGACAGUGUAUCGUCUCCUUCAUCAACCCUAUGAUGUUCACCUUCCUCUUUCCUUCUUAUUGUAGUUGCAUUAAUGAGGGCUGGUUUCCUAAAAGCAUCUCCAACCACAAAGCUGAUACAUACUCCUUUCUGACCUGAUCUUCACAGCUUUGAGUUGACGGUGUCUGUAUGUCUUACAUGUGGGUCCUCCUCUGGUGAAAGCUUCUGUCAUGAAUGGUUGAUCUGCUGCAUGACUCCUUCAGUUCAAGUUGUUUUGUUUUUUUCUCUCAUGCUGCGUUUAGAACUCUGAGCCUUCUCUGUAUACUUCUGAAGCUGUAUCCACGUGGGACGUCUGCACUCCGCACAUUACUGCAUGGUACUGAGGGGAUUUUUUUUUAACCCAAUUUCCAGCUGAAGUUUGUAUCUCGUCAAACAUGUCUUCAUGAAAGUAAACUGGCAUCUGCUAAACCCUUCGCCUGUUAAUUAACAGCUAAAAAAAAUGCAAGCGGAAUCAAUCAGACUAACCUGACGUGUUUUCAAGCGUAACAUGUUCGAUGCUUUGGGUGACACACCCCAUGUACGGACUUGAAAGCCAUCCACUCCCCCGCCACCACCCUGGAGCCUGAGGCGACUCCUCCAAGCUGACAGGAGACCAGAGACACACAGAAAGGCGGUUCUGUCAGCAGGGUAGCUCCCACAUCCCAACAAUGACUUCUCCAUGUGACCAAGUGUUGAAGGCCUCAUUUCCUCCCAGAAUGUUGAGCUAAACUAAGUCUUUUCUGUAACCCUCGAGAUGAGUCGUGUUUGUCUGUUGAAAGAACUGAGCUCUGUGUGACUCUGGCUUUGUGUUUUAGCCGAGGGACCAUCUCACUGUCUGUUAGAGUAAAGCACCGAUGCAAAGAAUCUAUUACAGAGAUGGAUCUAUAUCUAACAUAUUAUAUUUAUCCCUGCUCUAACUGCCUAUUUUGGUACAAAAAAAUAAAAGUCUUGAGAUUUACUGAACUCCCUCGA
Molecule: messenger RNA, 7524 nt
Organism: Oryzias latipes (Japanese medaka)
Lineage: Eukaryota; Metazoa; Chordata; Actinopteri; Beloniformes; Adrianichthyidae
Product: discs large homolog 1-like protein
Biological process (GO): receptor clustering; establishment or maintenance of epithelial cell apical/basal polarity; regulation of postsynaptic membrane neurotransmitter receptor levels
Cellular component (GO): neuron projection; postsynaptic density membrane; basolateral plasma membrane
Molecular function (GO): protein kinase binding; ionotropic glutamate receptor binding
Source: RefSeq, a predicted model, not a curated record